This is a messenger RNA of Zingiber officinale, 1791 nucleotides long. Its product is annotated as protein FAR1-RELATED SEQUENCE 5-like. The record is from RefSeq and is a predicted model, not a curated record. The transcript has 6 exons. Bases 1 to 1791 code for a protein of 596 amino acids. Gene Ontology annotation, biological process: regulation of DNA-templated transcription. Lineage: Eukaryota; Viridiplantae; Streptophyta; Magnoliopsida; Zingiberales; Zingiberaceae.
AUGAAGUCCCACCGGUGCACAGUUCAAGCCAUCUUCCGACUGUCGACGGCAACAGAGACUCCUUCCCACGGCAUCUGUCCCGACGAAGGCCCGUUGGUGCGCAGUUCAAGCCAUCUUCCGACUGUCGACGGCAACAGAGACUCCUUCCCACGGAUCAAGCUAAUUUUAAUGGAGUUGUCGUUGGUUGAAUCUACGAGUUGUCGUAGGUUGAAUUUUGAUGGAAACGAAGACUGUCAGGAUAAUGAGUUUGAUGUUAUCGAUGAGGGUAUGGACUCUACCAUGUUAUUGAUGAGUGAUAACACAUCUAUCAUAGAAGAAUUUAUGCCAAAAAUUGGUAUGGAAUUUAAGACAGAAGAGGAUGCCUAUGAAUUUUAUUUGAAAUAUGCUAAACAAGUUGGAUUUGGCAUAAGAAGGAGUAAAAGCCACAAUGAUAAAUCGGGUAAAUUAGUUGACAGGAUUUUUUAUUGUUGUGCACAAGGAAAAAGGGGAAAAGACAAACGAGAUGUUUAUGUGAAAUCUCAUCGUCCUGAAACAAGGUUUGGUUGUGAGGCUAAAAUGAAGAUUAGUUGUCGAAAAAAUGGCAACUUGAGUGUGGAGCAAUUUGUUAAAGAGCAUAAUCAUUAUGUUUCAAGUCCAAACAAAACUCACCUUUACAAAAGUCAUAGAAAUAUAUCUGCUUCUGCGGCAAUACAGAUUGAGAUGGCAAGUGAUGUGGGAAUUCCCCCAAAAGCAUCUCAUGAUCUUAUGGUGAAACAAGUAGGUGGGAGGGAGAAUUUAGGUUUUAUUCAUCAAGAUUACAACAACUACUUGCGAUCCAAAAGAACAAGAAAUAUUAGAGUUGGUGAUACAAGAGUUGAUGAAGAUGAUUUUAUAACUAAUAUUUUUUGGUGUGAUGCUAAAAUGAGAGCUGAUUAUGAUAAUUUUGGAUAUGUUGUUUGCUUUGACACAACAUACAGGAAGAAUAAUGAAGGUCGUCCAAUUGCGUUGUUUGUGGGUAUUAAUCAUCAUAAGCAGUCCAUAAUUUUUGGUGCAGCUUUAUUAUAUGAUGAAACAUCUUUGACAUUCGAGUGGUUGUUUGAUACAUUUACUAAAGCUAUGUGUGAAAAAAAACCAAUAACUAUUCUUACUGAUCAAGAUGCAGCAAUGGCAAAGGCUUUGACUUCCAGAUGGCCUGAAACACAUCAUCGUUUGUGUAUUUGGCACAUUUAUCAGAAUGCAGCAAUACAUUUGAGUGGAGUUUUUUCUGAGUUCAAAGAGUUUACUAAAGAUUUUGCCUCGUGUAUAUAUGAUUUUGAUGAAGAAGAAGAUUUUAUUUCAGCUUGGAACAUGAUGUUGACCAAGUAUGUACUUGAAGACAAUGAUUGGUUGAGACACAAAGGUAGUUUGGAUCCAAAAACUUGCAACAGUAUGCGAUAUAAAGAAUUGAGUGGAUUGUAUGUUCAACUGGUUACCAAGAUAGCAGAGAGGGAAGACACUUACAAGGUUGUUAAAGAUGGUUUGUUGAGUAUGUUUCAGAUGGUGGAUGAGAGGUUACAAGUUAAUGAAUCAACUGUCCAACACUCUAUUGAAAGAAAGUUUGAAAGUGGCGAAGGAAACUCUCUUGGAGUCAAAGGAAUUAAGACAAAGAAGAAAGCGGUUUUAGGAUACGCAAUGUAUUCACUUCCUACCCUCGACUCCACUCUUGGCAACAUCCUUGAAUGUAUAACACUGGUAGCAUUCAAGACAAAGGUCUUCCAUCCAAACAUCAACAGCAAUGGCAACAUUUACUUGGACAUACUCAAGGAUCAAUGA